AUGGACGAGCCACAAUCCAGAGCAUCAGAGGUCAUUUCCCUGCCAGAACGUUCCUCGUCGCCUUCACCAUCUAUUCCUGCUACACCUGCCAUUUCUUCAUAUUCCUCCCCAGACCGCACCUUCUCCUCCGUCUCCUCCCGCUCCGCUUCUUCUUCGACCUCCGCCGACGCUCGCUCCACCGUCUCAACGUCCUCUAGACGCCAUGGAUACGUCCGGGCAUUUGGCGGCGAGUUCGCUGAAUCGGCUCGACACCGAGACAGUGUCAUGAGUCUGGGCAGCAUCGCCCAUUUACAAUACUACUUUGCUCGUACGGGUUUACUAGACGGGAAGACGGGCCGAGGCAAGGAGUUCAAAAAAAAGAAUGGCGAGAAUGUGCCACGGGUGUUAAUCACCCCGAACGCAGCAAAUAUAGAUGAUCAAGAUUUUGUGGCCAGCCCCUCAGAAAUCACAGAGUCACCAGAGUAUGAUCUCAACUUGGAGGAUGAGGAUGGGGAGGUUAUGCUGCCUCCUACCGUCAGUACUUACAGCAUUAAGACACACCAUAUCCCGCCACCCCCAGAUCUGAUCUCCCUGCGUCGCGAUCUGCAGGUUGCCCUGGAGAAAGCAGACAGUAAUAUCGAGGCGGUUGAAAAUGGCAUAGAGCCACCACCCCGCGAACCAAUACGAACUAGUCUCUCACCAGGAGAUAUACCCGAGACUAUGGAUGAUAAUUCCGCGCGAGAACCUCCGAUACCAUCUAAUAAGGAGGAAGCGCAAGGAAUGUCCAUCCUGGAUGAUGUGACGUUGGCCAUUCGCGCCGCCAAAAUAUACUAUACCGCGCACCCGCAUCCAGAACGUCUCGCGUCAAUUAAAAGUGAUAGCGAAAUCCGCAAGGAUCUUUUCCACGUUCUAGAUGCGUUAAAACGCUGGGCAGCGCGACAUUUUGCCUGUGGACUCCGGCCUGAAGAACGCGACGUGAUUCAGGGGUGGAUUGCGGGAGUUCGAACAAUGCUCGUGAGAGAAAAGGCGCUGGAAGAUCUGGAAGCUCAGGAGCGAGAAAACUGGGACUGGGCUCGUGGGGAUUGGAAGGGACGAGAACGGGCCCGCGAGGAAUCUUUUCUCCGAAGUUUGAUGCCUGGUGGUCAUACCUUACCAGAAUGGACUCCGAUUGCAGAUGAUGCUACGGUUGAGACUCUGCCGACUGAAUUUCUGGAACAUUUCAGGGACGGCCGCAUCUUAGUCCAGUUACACAAUAUUGCGGUCAAGAAGUCGAAGCGACCCUUUGGUGAAAUUAAGGCCUUUCAUGAAGAUAUCGCGAAACCUUACCGACAAGCAGACAAUCUCCGGUUCUGGAUUAAGGCUGCGGAAUUGCGAUGGGAGCUUCGGUUUAAGGUGGAUGUAAUGGGUGUCGUUCAAGGGACUAGUGAAGCAGCUUGGAUACAAUUUGAUACCGCACUACUGGCUUGGUGCAAGACUGUCCGAGAGGAGCUUGUUCGGGACUGGCAGGCAGCCAACCCGGGACGACCUCCCAGUGCAGGACUGAUUUAA
Messenger RNA from Penicillium malachiteum, 1527 nucleotides. RefSeq lists its product as uncharacterized. The transcript has a single exon. The coding region runs from base 1 to 1527 and encodes 508 amino acids. The record is from RefSeq and is a predicted model, not a curated record. Lineage: Eukaryota; Fungi; Ascomycota; Eurotiomycetes; Eurotiales; Aspergillaceae.